AUGAGAGAAUUAUCAGCCACCGUUAUUGCUAAUAGAACACAUGAUCUUAUACUAGAUUAUAUUAAAGAAGCUACAAAAGGUUUAUCAAAAAUGAGCAUCAAUAGAAUUCGUCGUGCUGUUAUUGAGAAGGACGAAUGGGAUGCUCUAAAAGCAUUUGAAGUUGUUGCAUCAGAGCAACAAAAAAUCUAUGCUAAAACCUUCUGUAAAUCAGCAUUAAAAGCAUAUAAAAAGAAAAAGAAAAAUAUUGAUUUAGUUGCUGCACAUAUAUUAUAUGAUAUAAUACCGAAAAUCUUACCACAAUAUGAUGCUUUUAAUCUUCCAAUGGAUGAAAAUUCACUUCCAAGUGAACAAAUCCAGGAGAAUAGAGAAAGCAUACAUAAAUUAUCAAGAGAUUUACGUCUUCAAGUAACACAACUCUAUCUGAAGAUUGUCCAAGAAGAAUUCGAAUUUCAAAAAGAAAGAUUAGAGAAACUUCUUGAAGAUUUUCCGCCAGAUAGUAAUAAAGUAUCAUUAACACAAACUGUUAAUGAUGAGGAGAAUAUUCAUCAUCAUAAUAAUAAAGAUGAUGAAGAAGAAGAAGAGGAAAUAUUUACUCAAAAAUCACUAACACAAGAAGAGGAAAUAUUUACUCAAAAACCACAAACACAAAAACAGAAAAAAUUAAUCCAUCAAAAUGGUUCACAAUUAUAUAGUAAAUUUAUAGAAAUUGCAUUGAAAAGAAGUCUACUAGAAACUGAAAGAGAAGUGCAUUUUUUAGCCGAACGCAGCGUCAAAGAGACGCCCUUCGUAAUACGAGAAGCACGAGAUUUGAAUCCAGUAUUACGAAAGGAUUUCGUGCUCCAAGCAUAA
Rotaria sp. Silwood1 is the source of this 849-nucleotide messenger RNA. The record is from the annotation of a GenBank genome assembly. NCBI's taxonomy places the organism in Eukaryota, Metazoa, Rotifera, Eurotatoria, Philodinida, Philodinidae.